Messenger RNA from Diatraea saccharalis (sugarcane borer), 2011 nucleotides. NCBI's taxonomy places the organism in Eukaryota, Metazoa, Arthropoda, Insecta, Lepidoptera, Crambidae. The record is from the annotation of a GenBank genome assembly.
AGUAUCUGUAUACCGCCGCGCUUAUUAAUACGUAUCUCGGGUUUAUGCCAUUCCAAAUUCGAAAAUAGAAGGGCUUUAUAAAAAAAAUAAAACAUCACUCUUUUUUUUAAAUUAAAUAAUAACUCUUACUCACCAUUUUCAGCCAAGUGUUCGAAAAUCGAAAUGUGAAAUAUCAACAAGUGUCAAUUGCGUACCGUGUUCGUGAUAUUACAUAAUUACAUUUUUUUUCUGAGGACUCUUUCUAAAGAGUUUUAUUAUCUUUACGUUUUUUUUUUUGUUGUUUUAAGUUGUGUGUAAGACGCAGGCCGUUUACCUGUUGCGAUCGUAUGGCGUAGGAGGCAUCGUAACGUAGAGUACAUAAACGAAAUGCGGAUCAAUUUUCAUAGCUCGCGUGAGCUUUGCCGCUAGAUUUAAAAAAGAUCCUUUUUGAAUUUAUAUUCUAAAUAUAAAUUUUACGAUCCCCACGUCCUUUCUUUAAUAAAAAAAAAACUUUAUACGUUUUUAAAUAUUUUCUUUUAUGUCGAGUUUCAUAGUGUUAUUGUAACGUUACUUAAAGUGUUUUCGGGAGCAAAUUCAAGUCAUAUUGGUAUUUUUCUGUUUGUAAGAAUAGCGUUAAUUAUUAAGUUUUUUUUUUAUUUUAUUCCAGACGAGCGGUACAUAGCUUUCUUUGUUUUUAGAAUUGAAAGGUGUAAAGUGACUUUUUGAGUAUGAAGUGAGAUUUAAUUUAUAAAUAUGUAAAAUAUUGUUAUAAAUAAAUAUAAAUGUCGGACGGCCCGUCCAGGCUUCCGUCGCUUAUGCCAUCAAAAUGCAAAUCGCACGAAAUGUGGGCUGCCAUGACCAGAUCUAUUGAGAUUCUCGUCGCUUUCUUCGAGUAUUAUGCACAGAGAGCGCAGCUUGAAACUACCUCAACCAGCUCCCCGCAAGCCAAGUCACCUGCCGGCAGCAGCGCCGGCGCAGCUGCCAGCGCAUCAACCGCUGCCGGAGAACGUACCCCCACUGCACAAAACAAGCAGCUACAAAAUGUUAAGGGGCAGGAGCAUCCGCCGCAUCCUUCCAUGGCGUUUCUGCAGAACCGCUCCAUAUCCCUGGUGGAUAUGUACAUCGACAACUCGGAGCCGUCCGAGAACGUGGGCCAGAUUCAUUUCUCCUUGGAGUACGACUUUCAGAACACAACCCUGAUAUUGAGGAUCAUCCAGGGUAAGGAUCUCCCCGCUAAAGAUCUGAGCGGCACCUCAGAUCCUUACGUGAGAGUUACACUCUUGCCGGACAAGAAACAUCGCUUGGAGACCAAGAUCAAAAGGAGAACACUCAAUCCAAGGUGGAACGAGACCUUUUACUUUGAAGGUUUCCCCAUUCAGAAACUGCAGAGUCGGGUGCUACAUCUCCACGUUUUUGACUACGAUCGGUUUUCAAGAGAUGACUCCAUCGGUGAAGUGUUUCUACCUCUAUGCCAGGUGGAUCUGAGUGAGAAGCCAUCGUUUUGGAAGGCGCUUAAACCCCCAGCCAAGGACAAAUGCGGGGAAUUGCUAACGUCAUUGUGCUAUCAUCCGAGUAACAGUGUGCUGACCCUGACGCUAUUGAAGGCGAGGAAUCUGAAGGCCAAAGACAUUAAUGGGAAAUCAGAUCCUUACGUAAAAGUGUGGCUGCAAUUUGGAGAUAAACGUAUCGAGAAACGCAAGACGGCCAUCUUCAAAUGUACGCUGAAUCCGGUGUUCAACGAUUCGUUCUCCUUCAACGUGCCCUGGGAGAAGAUCAGGGAGUGCUCCCUCGAUGUCCAGGUCAUGGAUUUCGACAACAUCGGCAGGAAUGAGCUCAUUGGCCGGAUAUUAUUGGCUGGUAAAAAUGGCUCGGGCGCAACGGAGACCAAGCACUGGCAAGAUAUGAUCACGAAACCGAGGCAAACCAUCGUCCAGUGGCAUCGUUUGAAACCCGAGUAAAGAAAAAUUGUUAUUUUUUUAAAGAAAAAGUAACGAAAAAAAGUUAAUACAAAACGUCAUAAGACUGAGCGGUU